UCACACAGUAGCGAGGAAAGCGUCCAACGAAGCAGAUCUAACAGAUUGGAUACAUGUCUUUUUUUGGAACAACUUGAGCAGUAUUUAAGAAUAAUACAUAUAUAUCACGACAGCCCACUUACACACAAAAUACCGCACUGAAAACAUGUUCAAUAUGUUACCCUUAAGAAAAUUAAUUGUUUCAUUACCUCGCUCUCAAAUAAGAUUUUACAGAGCCUCUGUAGCUGAGAGUGAAACAGUUUGUCGAGAACAGUACCAUGAGCUGGACAAAAACCUGGAUCUUUCGAAGUUCACAACAAUUGAAGGAUCCCAAGGACAAGUGGAAACUAUGACGAUUCAGGAUUCCAAGAAAGCAUUGGAAGAAGCAAUAGACUAUUCUGUUCACGGACCCAGUGCCCAGGGAAUACAAGGUGGACAUGACGACUUGGUAGACGUUUUGUACAAUGAAAAGCUGGAGUCAGAUAUAGUAAAAUCUGAUGCUAAUGUUGAGGCUUAUAACUGCCAUAGCAGUUUAAAUUUACAUGGAUGUAUGCAGUCUAAUGUACCACAGCCAUUCACAACUAGUUGUGAACACUAUGAUUCUCCUUGUAAUCUUCCAGGCAAUGGGAUAUUGCAGAAGCAAAAAUAUAUAAAUGAUGCUAUGAGUGGUUACCAUCCAUCAAGACAAUAUCACACAACUAAUUCACAUUUCAAAACAUUGGCUCAACCUUCAGCUCAGCAGGAGUCAUUCCCUGACCCACAAGGAAUACAAGGAGAUGAUUGCACUCUAGAACUUUGGAUGGAAACUUGCAUGAGAUACAACCUUCCUAAUUGUCAAGACCAAUUUGUUAAUAUUAAGGAAGGAAGAAAAACACUGAAAGAGGUGUUUGCUGAGCAAGAGUUAAUGCUAAAAGAAAUAGCAGAAAACUACACAUCAAAUACUAAAGCUAGCCUUUCUGCAGAAUUACAAAUUGACACUGAUGGUCCGUGUCCACAAGGUAUACAAGGUGAUGACUGUGCACGUUAUCAGUUAUGGUUAGAGAAUUGCCAGCGUUUUAGCUUUGGUGAAUGUAAAGACCAGUUAACCGGAAUAAAAAGUGGAAGAAAAAAUCUAGCACAAAUUUUGGCUGAACAGGAUGCACAAAUAAGACAGGCAGUGGCUCAUUACUACCAGAAAAGAAGUUAUUCAACAUCCUCAUCAUCAAACCAAAACGGAUCUGAGGUUGGUAGAGAUGUGCAAUCUCAAACAAACCCAGGGAAAUUAAGUAAUAAGGACCGUUUAAAAAGGGCAGUGAAAGAGUAUGGUUCAACAGUUAUAGUUUUCCAUGUAGGAAUAUCUCUGAUUUCUCUUGGAGGCUUUUAUCUGGCUGUGUCAAGCGGAAUUGAUAUGGUAGCGUUGCUGACAAGGAUAGGAGUUGGUGAAAGUCUACUCCAGUCCAAACUGACUACUGGGGCCAGUACCUUUGUAGUAGCUUAUGCUGUACAUAAAGUAUUUGCUCCAGUUAGAAUAGCUAUUACCUUGACUUCUGUGCCUUUAAUAGUUCGAUAUUUAAGAAGAAUUGGUUUUUUGAAACCUCCUAAGAGUUCUGCUUGAAAAAAGUUAACUGUCUAUUUAUUCUUUCACGAUGAAAUGUAAUCAAUUUAUUUCAUUGUAUUUUUUAUAUUUUUGUCUAAAUUAUGGUUUGUAUCAUAGUUCAAAUAAAUCACACAUUUAUCAUGAAGAUAUAAUAUGGAAGAAAUCAUCUGAAAUGGCGUAGUUUUCAUUUGGAAAAUAAAUGACUUUUAUCAUGUUUAUGGAAAAAAGAGAAAGAAAAAAAAAACUGUAGUGUAAUUUAAAUAAGACCAAAACAUUUAGAUAUAAUUUAUUUGUUUAUUCUAAUGGCUUCUUAAUUUAGAUUUUUCUUAGACAUACAUUUUGGUACAAAGUAAACAUAUCAACCAGUAUCACAUGUUUAUACAUAUCAACAGUUUGGCAAUGUAUUACAACCUUAAAUUUUAGUGGUGAUAUAUUUACUAAUAAUCCCAAAGAGGUUAAAAGGUUAAUGUUUAUAAAACAUAUUUCAUUGAUUUAAAGAUUACUGUGUAGCCAUUAUAUAAUGUCUAACAUAAUUUAUUACCUAGAUAUCUUUAAAUUUAAAUGAAAUGGAAUCAAUGAAAUAGAAAAUAGGGCAAAAGAAUCAGUGUGUAAAGGGAGAUAAUUCAUCAUGAUAUUAAAUAGUAAAAUCCUAAAACUCUUGAACCUCACCAUAAUCAUCUUUCCAUCUAUGAAUGCACGGAAAUGGGGUUAUAAAAAUUAAUAAAAGCAGCAAAUCAACAAAACAAUAAAACACAGACAAGCAAAAGGAAAAAAAAUUUUUAGAGGCAAAUAUGUUUAAUUCAAUAUCUACCUUUAACACCUUUUUCUUUGAAAACUGAUUUUAGAGGUCAGUAAAAUGUAUUAUAUGUGUAAAUUUGCUUAUGUAAAUUAUUUCUUAGUGCUAUUUAUUAUAUAUUGAGAUCUGUUGAUUGAUUUAUUUUUUAACAUAUUAUGGGUUUAUUGUGAAAUUUAUUUCUUGAGUUGCCCAAAAAGUUCAUUUUACAUGUGUUCACAAUAAGCACUGAUUACUUAUUUAAUGGAUAUUGUCUACUAAAAUAAUAUUUUUUGUUAACACUAAAAAAAAUAAUUGUUCUUUGAAAUACUUUAAUGAGACAAUCAUCAAAAUAAAAUGAAUGGUUUUAUUAAAUGCAAAAACAUGUGUUUUAUACCAUUGAAUGUUAUCUAAUAUCAUAUUUCUACAGAUCUGGUUGAUUCUUAGUUGGAAAAUGUUCAAAGUUUUAUGUUAUCUUAAACGGUUUUAUCAUUUCAGUUUUCCAUCUAGAUGCAAUAAGUAAUUUCCUUCGUAGGCCCAUAUAAAAUAGAGGAAAUUCCUCUGCCUAUUUUUGUGAACAAAUAAUAAUAAUUAUUACAUUUACUGUUAUUUGAAAUUGCUUCAAAAAAUACAAUUAUAAGAAAUUUUUGAAACAAGUUGUAUUUGUCUGUUUGUCUUUUUAUUAUUUUUGGCCAUGGCGUUGUCAGUUUGUUUUCGAUCUAUGAGUUUGACUGUCCCUCUGGUAUCUUUCGUUCCUCUUUUAUAACAAAUAUUCAUUUAAUUAAGAAUGUUAAUGAUCAAGUGUUUUCAUUGUUAUUUAUACAUGUACAUACAGUGUUAUCCAUUCUUUUGUUUCUGUCCUUCCCUCAAUUUGCCUUUUUUUUUUCGUUUUUCGGUGGUAUAACUUACUUAUAAGUUUGUAUUGGCAUGUUCGUAGGCAUGCAAGGACUAAACAAAAAAUGAUAAAAAUUGUACUUGUCCUAAUAUUCCUUUGAAAUGUCUGCAGAUCUGUGACUUAAGAUCAAUUGAACAAAAACAUAUGUUUUUCUGUUUUGUCAUGUUAUCUGUACAGUAAGCCCAUGAACACAGUGUUGCCAGUGUUUGUCCCUGAUUUACCUACUUUUUCAUAUGACAUCCCAGUAAGGUAUAUUUAAAAUGAGGCUGUAGGUGGGCACAUAUGUUUCCUGUUGAAUAUCUCGUUUAACCUUAUCCCAAUAUACAUCUUAAACCCUGUUACAACAUGUAAAUGAUGCUACUUUUUUAUAUUUUCAAAUUUGUUGUUCUGGAGUUGUUGAAAUUUAGGAGACAUGCAUAUGGCAUAGUUAAUAU
Mytilus californianus (California mussel) is the source of this 3656-nucleotide messenger RNA. RefSeq lists its product as uncharacterized. The record is from RefSeq and is a predicted model, not a curated record. The transcript is spliced from 2 exons. Lineage: Eukaryota; Metazoa; Mollusca; Bivalvia; Mytilida; Mytilidae. Gene Ontology annotation, cellular component: mitochondrion. The coding region runs from base 146 to 1573 and encodes 475 amino acids.